AUGGCCACACAAGCCCUGGCCAACUGGUCCGUGGACCUAACCUACACUGCCCUCCCAACCGAAGUAAAAACUGCCGCCAUCCGCAGCUUCUAUAACUGGGCCGGCUGCACACACGCAAAGCGCUCGCCCGAUUCUCCGGCCCAGCCACCUCCCGCCUACUGGGCUCGGAGGGGCGGCGUCAAUGUCGACGCGAUGCACGCCGCAUUAUUCAACGGCAUCGCCUCGCAUGUCCACGACUAUGACGACACGCAUCUGGAUACAAUCAUUCAUCCCACGGGACCAGUUGCCUCGGCAUUGCUGGCGAUGGCCGAAUCACUGGAGCGCCCGGUUACUGGGGAGGAAUUCAUUACUGCACUUGUGGCGGGUGUCGAGGCGGAGUGUAAGGUCGGGCUGGCGGUUUGGCCGAGCCACUAUGAUGUGGGCUGGCACAUCACGAGCUCGACAGGAUCCAUUGGUGCCGCCGUGGCGGUCUCCAAGCUUCUUGGCUUAAACGCCACCCAAACCGCCCACGCGAUCGGCCUCGCUGCAACACAAGUCACUGGGCUACGAGAGAUGUUUGGCUCGCACACGAAAUCUUUUCAUCCGGGUCGGGCCGCUCAAAAUGGACUGCUUGCUGCUAUUCUAGCCGAGGAGGACUAUACCAGCUCGGUUCAGGCUCUGGAAGCGAAACGCGGUUGGGCAAACGUGGUUAGUAGCUCACAUGAGCUUGACGCACAGAUCGCCAGUCUUGCACCAGGAGGGAGGUGGGAGAUUGAACAGAAUGCGUUCAAGCCGUUCCCUUGUGGAAUUGUGGUGCAUCCUAUAAUUGAUGCGUGUAUCCAGCUACAUGCGGAGCUGGAGCGCGCCGAAUUCUCGGUCGAUCAUAUCAUGGAAGUGCAGGUGGAGGUUCAUCCUCUUGUGCUUGAGCUUACUGGAAAGACAUCACCUAAGGAUGGAUUAGAGGGAAAGUUCAGUGUGUACCAUGGUGGAGCGGUUGGGUUGCUGUUUGGAAAGGCGACCCCUGCGCAGUAUGAUGAUGGGGUUGUUACUGACCUGCGGGUUGUGGGAUUGAGAAACAGGAUUCAGGCGAAAGUGAACGAGAACUUCCGGGCUGAUGAGUGUCAUGUUACUGUUAUGUUGCAGAAGCAAAGUGGUGGGAAUGUUACUAUUGAGAAGCAUGUGGAUCAUGCGGUGGGGAGCUUGGAACGACCCAUGACGGAUGCUCAACUAGUGCAGAAAUUUGUCGAUCAGUGUACCCCUGUGCUUGGCCAGGAAAGAACGGAGAAAGCGAGUCAAUGGUGCUGGGAUCUAGAGAAACAAUCCGACAUGCGCCAGGUCAAGGCAGUGUUGUAA
Penicillium verhagenii is the source of this 1332-nucleotide messenger RNA. RefSeq names its product MmgE/PrpD family protein. Gene Ontology annotation, molecular function: lyase activity. The transcript is spliced from 3 exons. Bases 1 to 1332 code for a protein of 443 amino acids. The record is from RefSeq and is a predicted model, not a curated record. NCBI's taxonomy places the organism in Eukaryota, Fungi, Ascomycota, Eurotiomycetes, Eurotiales, Aspergillaceae.